Molecule: messenger RNA, 786 nt
Organism: Neltuma alba
Lineage: Eukaryota; Viridiplantae; Streptophyta; Magnoliopsida; Fabales; Fabaceae
Product: 60S ribosomal protein L35a-1
Exons: 5
Coding region: 86-424 (112 amino acids)
Biological process (GO): translation
Cellular component (GO): ribosome
Molecular function (GO): structural constituent of ribosome
Source: RefSeq, a predicted model, not a curated record
AAUCCGAUCCGCACGGUGUUAGGGCGACGCGGCGGUGUACCUGGUUCUCUCCUCCGUCAAGGUCAGCCAGCGCAUAGAGACGAAGAUGGUGAAGGAACAGCAAGGAGAGCGCGUCAGGCUCUAUGUAAGAGGCACCAUUCUUGGAUACAAGAGGUCGAAGUCGAACCAGUACCCCAACACAUCUCUGAUCCAAAUUGAGGGAGUGAACACCAAAGAAGAGGUAGCUUGGUAUUGUGGCAAGAGAAUGGCAUAUAUCUAUAAGGCCAAGGUUAAGAAGAAUGGGACUCAUUAUCGCUGCAUCUGGGGUAAAGUGACCAGGCCACAUGGUAACAGUGGUGUCGUAAGAGCCAAAUUCAAGUCAAACUUGCCUCCCAGAUCGAUGGGAGCUAGGGUAAGAGUAUUCAUGUACCCAAGCAAUAUAUGAAGUAUUAUGAAAUUGGUAGGAGAAAUUUUUCGAGGACUAGUCGGCACAUGACUCUCUUUUUUGGUCCUUUGGGACAUAAUUCUAGUUAUCGUUGUACUUCAGAUCAGAAUUAAGUUUUGCUGUGAUGAUGAUAGGACUGGAUAUUUUUCUUCAUUUUGUUUGCUAUGGUCAAUGGUACUCCAUACUGAAGAUAUUGAUUUAUAUUUACGAGCUCGUGAAGUACUGCAGACGUGUUGCCUUGUGAAUGCUGAAUUUAAUCACAGUAUAUGUUGGAAGCAGAAGAUGAAGAUGCUUGGCAUUUCAAUCAAGCUUUGCUUGUUUGUAAUAAUGAAUGCAAAUUGCAGGGUUACGCUUUUACUGAA